AGCGGCAGCUCGCUUGUUAGUCCCCAACCGCCGCCGCCGCCGCCUCUCCACCAACGAUGACGCUGUCCAAAAGCCUGGUCGCGCUCGUGGCCGUCGCCCUGGCCGCCUUGCCGACUUAUUACGCCAAAUCGCUGCCGAGCUACUUCAAAGUGUGCGAGCGCGACGCAGACAACUUCGGCGAAUGCAUUGUAGAGUCCGUCAACGCUCUUCGGCCGCAUCUGGACAAGGGAAUCCGGUCGUUCAAGAUUCCCCCCCUGAACCCGUUGAGCCUGGAGGAGGUGAGCAUCGACGAGGGCACGGGCCCGGUCGCCAUCAACCUGAAACUGACCAAGCUGCGCGUCAAGGGUGGCCAGGACUACAAAGUCAACUGGGUCAGGCCUGAGCUGGAGAACCACAAGAUCCACUUCAGCAUUGACCUGCCCGUGUUGGAGAUGCACGGCGACUACGAGAUGGACGGACGCGCCCUCGUGCUCCCCAUCAAGGGCAAGGGCGUGGCUGACAUCAUCGUUUACAAGAUCUCGCCAAACGCGACGCUGAUCGGCAAGCCGGUGAUGCGGGACGGCGUCAAAUACAUGGAGGUUGAGGAUUUCCCCGUCAACAUCGGCCCGGCCAGCCUGGUCAAGCUGAACUUUGACAACCUCUUCGGCGGAAACAAGCAGUUGGGUGAUAACAUGAACCGCUUCCUGAACAGCAACUGGAAAGAAGUGAUGGACGAGCUGCGGCCGAUCAUCGAGAACGUGGUGUCUGCCUUCCUGAUUUCAGCUUCGCAGAGCAUCUUCAACACGGUGCCCUUCGACACACUCUUCCCUCUCAAGUCGGCGUGAAAAGCUGCCUAAUUUAGCUCAAAAAACGCAAACACACGCACACUGGUCUUUGUACGUUUAAAUAUAUAUUUUGUAUUUAUUCCUGCUAUUGAUAGUUGUUGUAAGCUUUUUUCUCACCUACGCACCUGUGCGGACCCUUGGCAUUUCAUUGACACAAUUUAAGGGUCAAACAUUUUCGUCCACUUGCGCUGGACACCGACUUUUUACUUGAGCACAUGCAAAAUGAGUGAUUGAUUGAUUGAUGGUGUUUCUUGUCCGUGAUUUUUGUUCUUAAGUUAGAGCUCCAUUGAGAGCAAUAGAAUAAUUUGUCACUGGCCGUGAAUGGACACAGAAAAAUAAAUAAAUAAAAACACGUGAUUUACAAUGAA
This is a messenger RNA of Cloeon dipterum, 1192 nucleotides long. Its product is annotated as protein takeout-like. Bases 57 to 824 code for a protein of 255 amino acids. The transcript is spliced from 6 exons. The record is from RefSeq and is a predicted model, not a curated record. Lineage: Eukaryota; Metazoa; Arthropoda; Insecta; Ephemeroptera; Baetidae.